Messenger RNA from Stylonychia lemnae, 4038 nucleotides. Lineage: Eukaryota; Ciliophora; Spirotrichea; Sporadotrichida; Oxytrichidae. The record is from the annotation of a GenBank genome assembly.
AUGAGUGCUAUCGCAACUUCAUCUUUCAAAGCAACGAAGAAAAAUUAACAUUUCUUGGGCACCUCUUCACAAUCAUCAAUGUCAUCUUAGAUAAGAUCAAGCAUCUUACCUUAAAAUAGUUUAACUAAAUCAGCAGGACUAAACCAUCUAAGUGAUAAAAAUAGCUCAGGCAUUGCUUCACAAUCAUUGUAUGUUUAGAAGUAGUUGCAUUAAAAUUCUAGUAAAAAAAGAGAUACGAAGGCUAGCUAGCUAAAUAGCAACGACUAUUAUACAAUCUAGAACACAAGGAAUGCUUCAACAAUCUAAAACAGUUAGCAGUAAACUUCCAGGAAUCAAGUCCAGUUGCAAUCAAAUGUAAAUAAUAGCUAGUCUGCCACAAAUGAUUAAGAAGGUGCAACUCCACAAAAUUAGAAUAAGAGUAUGCGAAGUCCAAAGCGAAUGGACUAAAAUGCACUGCCUCUUGAUAAAAUAGUGGAGAACAUCCAUAAUACUUCAACUGAUUUUACCAAGGUUUUCAGCCAAAGUCAAGUCAAGUCAAGCGCAGUAGGGGGAACAGGUUCUAAUACUAAUAAUAGUAGACAUUCAAUACUAACAAAUGAAAAAUAUUAACCAAGAGCAUUAAGCGCAGUCAAAAAUUCUUAGAUUUUAUCACAUUCAAACUUCAGUCAGAUGUCUAAUUUCAGUAAAUCUUAAAAUGCCAAAAAGUUGAGCUAAAUUACUUCAGCAUCAAACCAAGGAUCGUAGAUCUACAACGACAAAACUAGCAUCAAUAACUCCAAGACAAUUUAUAAAAAAUCAGUGAUUAUAAAUUAACAACACUCAUAGAGUACUCUUGGCAAAGAACAUUAGUAUUCUCCAAAGCCUGGUUCAGAAUAAUUCAACAAGCAUACCAUAUUUAAAUCACCACAGUAGGUUAAGAAGUUAAGCUCUAAUGUUCAUUAAAGCAGCGGCAAUAAUACUAAUUUUUUAGCGAAUAGUGUAAAUUUAGGACCUGGUGUAUUUGUCUCUAAUUCUAAUUCCCCAUUACCCCUUUCAUCAAGUUAGCAUCAGAAAAUAUCAAGAAUUAAUUCUCACACAGAGAACUAAAAAUAAUCAUAAUCAAGAAUGGUCAGUGGUCAAAAGCUGAAUAAGCAAAAUUCAGUUAAUAAUAACAGUAGUGUAAUGCACUAAAAAUUACCCAAUAAUCUCAACCCAGCUACUACACCUUCCUGCUUAUAGAUUGAUCUAUCGCUCUUAUCAAAUAAAAACGAUGAUGAAUUAGUUGUAACAUAAUUAGGAGUUACAGCGUCUUAGAACGCUUAAACUUUAUAUCAAUUGCAAUAAUAGUAGAACAGCUAGUCAUUGACACAAUCCUUAUCCCUUACUUAAUCGAUAUAAAAAAGCAAUUAAAGAAAAAAAUCAUCUGUUAGUUAAACCAAAAAGACACCGCUCUAAAUUAAUUCUUAGAGCCCCAAUCUAUAAAAUUUAAAUGAUCACUAAGCCUAGGUAAACAAUAAAUCACCAAAAACUUACAAAUAUAACAAUAAUGUUGCUAGCGGAUAGCAAAGUCUAUAAAGCAGACAUAGUUUGAUAAAUGCUAAUGGUGGAGUAAAGAAAUAGGACUCAGGUCCUAAGAUCACUGAACCAAUAUUUCAAGCAAUGAAAAACAGUACUUUAAGGGUUAAUUAAGGCAAAGCGUCAAAGACCUAAACAAUAGUGAAGUCAUCAGUACCUUUUGAAAAGUAAAAGUAAAUGUCAGAAAGGUUAAACUCUCAAGAGGAAGUUGAUGAGACUAAAUCUAACUCUGUAUUUGAAAUUAAACAAAUAGUGGCAUCAUAAAAAGUAUCAAGCCAGUAAAAGCAUAAACUAUCCUAGAUUGAAAGGUAGAGCAUUUAGCUAAAUUUAGAUUCUAAUUCAUUGCAAGUAAAAUGCUAGGAGGAGGAUAAUUUCUCUUUUAACAGUUAGAAUAAUACUACAAGCAUUAUAAAUGUCAAGCAUAAAAGUAGUUAGGAUCUGGAAAACGAUGAUAAGUUUCUGAUUAGUGAAGAGUAAUCAAAUCUUAAAAGUCAAAAGAGUUCAGUUUUACAGGUAGUGGUUUCAUAAAAUAAUCUUAUAUUGGAGGAUAAGGAGGUUAAAUAGAUGAGUAGAGUAGGCCAUUAAUAACAAAAGAUAAAUAUAAACUUGGAUUUAAGUUUGUCCGACACUGAAAGCUUAUUUUUAAACAUUGAAAAAUUCCUUUAAAAGCAUGAUAAGAUACUACUUGACUUUGAAAAGAGGGAAAUAGAGCAAUUGACAGAGGAUUAGGUGUUUUUCUGUGGGGUAUCCUUGCAAGAUAGAUCAGCUCAAUAUGUAGCUUUAUAUGGAAAUCCAGAGUCAGAAAAGGAAAUACAAAAGUCUUUAGAUGAUGAAGAGGGAUACUAUAAUGUUUUAUUGGGUGAUCAUUUGAACUACAGAUAUGAAGUUUUGAAGAUUCUUGGUAAAGGGUCCUUUGCUUAGGUAGUUUCCUGCUUUGAUCAUAAGACAGGAUAAAAGGUUGCUAUUAAAAUUACAAGAAAUACUGAAAUCGAUCAUAAAUUUGCAGGUAGCGAGAGUAAACUGCUAAAUUAUUUAAUGACAAAUGAUCCAACUGACUCCAGCAAUAUUGUCAGACUUAUCAAUGAGUUUUAUUUCAGAGAUCAUCAUUGCUUUGUUUUCGAGCUACUCUGCUCAGAUCUGUUUGAGCAUCUGAAGGAAAAUGGAUUCAUUGGGUUUGAGGUCUCUAAAAUAAGAGAUUAUGCAGUUCAGAUACUUGAGGCAUUGAUAUUCCUAGAGAAACAUUAGAUUAUCCAUUGUGAUUUGAAGCCUGAAAAUAUACUGUUAAGAGAUCCCCAUGGUGAGAAACUUAAAUUGGUUGACUAUGGUUCAGGAUGCUUUAGACAGGAAUAAGUAUAUACCUACGUGCAGAGUAGAUUCUACAGAGCACCAGAGGUAAUUUUAAGAAUACCAUAUUCUGAAAAAGUUGAUAUUUGGUCAUUUGGAUGUAUUUUAGCUGAGCUAUAUACAGGUGAGCCUCUAUUUCCAGGCAAUAAUGAGCAAGAGUAGCUUGAACUUAUUAUGGAGAUAUGCGGCAUUCCAACAGACAAAGUCAUUGACAAGAGUCGAAAGAAGGACCAUUACUUUGAUGUUGACUACUCUCCAUUCUUAAUUGAAGAUGAGUAACUUGGAAUUCUUCGUAUACCUGAGAGCAAAAAACUUGAAGAUGCAGUUCCAUGUUAAGAUCCAUUUUUCCUUGAUUUCAUAGCUAAAUGCUUGGAAUUAGACCCUGAAAUAAGAUUCUCAGCAUCUUAGGCAAUCCAGCAUAAAUGGAUUUAAGAGGGCUUUAUAAAGAAGGAUGAAAGUAACACUUCUCUGGCCUCAGUAAAUAGAAGUAUGGCUUCACAAUAGCUACAUCAACAAUAGAAUUCACAAUAAUUGCAGCCUCCCUAAAUUAUGAACAGAAGAAGAGAAGAGGAGUAAGAUGGAGUCAAGGGAAAUGUCUAUGAAGAGUCCCCUGUCAGACCAAUCAAGGAUAAGCCAAAGAAGAGUCUUACUAAACAUUUCAAUUUUCAAACAGUAAAGGUAGGAGGACUUGGAGAUAAUGACAGUUGCAUGAGCACUCCACACAAUGAGGAAGGUAUCUCGAGGGGUAGAGGAGAUGAAAGUGGUAAUAAAAUGCAUGAAAUAGAUUUGAACUUCCAGCUGAUAGUCAGCAAAGAGAAAGUGAACAGCGAAGAGGAGUUCAACAAGCCUAAUCAUAUAUCCAUGAUCAAUAAUAAAAACGGCAAGAAGGAACAGCAGUCUGAUUCUGAGAAGCGUAAGGGUGUCAAAAUGAUCGGAAAGUAUGAGAUAGUGAGAGCAGAUGAAGACCCAAAAGAUACAAACAGCCAGACAUCUGGGAUAGCCUCGGAAGCCAACAUACCUCCAGUCAAUUAGCAUGAAGCCAUCAAUAAUGAGAAUUCAAUCAAUAAAAUCACCGUAACAUUCUACUAAAAGCGAGCUCAGGGCAAGAGUCAUCAGACAUCUCAAAGCAAAAAAAUAUGA